AUGGUCCGUGAGAAAGUAAAGGCGAAAAAGGCAAGGCAUAGCCCAGACCAGGUAAAGAAAAAUUAUUUCGUUUUUGCAGGGUUUUCCAAAAUAUAUUUUGUUGUUGUCCUUUUGUUGAUGGUAAACUUUCUCAUCGAUGAAACAAAUUUUCAACCUUUAGUGCUUUAGUUUGGAAGAGGACAAUAAGAGUGGUCAAGAAUUGAUGGACGAACAAAUGCUAUACGACGAACAAAGUCAACAAACUAAAGAAAAUACAACUGAAAACAUGGAGUCUCAUAAUAUGGAGUCUGAAAACAUGGCGUCUUUGGAAACUAUGCUCGAAACAGAGGACAUAUCAGAUGGUAUGUGUAUUGCCCAAACCUUGUCUCUGCACUAGGGGCAGCGUCUGUAACACUAAAUCAGUUCCCUCAAUAUUUCUUACAAAUUCUUCAAAACUUAGAAUUUACCUUUGCAAAAUUCCUACUGUGAUCACAGAAACUUUGAUAGUGUAAACCAUCCUUUAUAACACUCAGUAAGUUUCCUCAAACAUUUCUUACAAAUCCUUCAAAACUUAGAAUUUACCGAUGCAAAAUUCCUACUGUGAUCACAGUAUAGUGUAAACCAGCAGUAAGAGAUGGUAACAAGCCACAGUCAGUACUUUUUGUAAUUAAGUAAUUUACUCAUAAGUAAUUUACUCAAAUACGUUUCCUAGUUUGUCUACAUAACUAGGAAACAAUGAUUCCGCAAUGAUUGCCCUUAAUCUUUGGUUUAUAAUAGACUGGGAAUGCCAGUGGCGGAAAUCACUUUUCCGGUGGCGGCGCAAACCCUUGUGAAUUAAAAAAAAACUUCUUCCACACUUCCGACAAACCUCAAUUUUCACUUAAAAAACUGGCUGAACGUCUGUACAUCACUUUUAGCCUUUUGACCCUUUUAGAUCAACAUUUCCGGCAAAUUGUCUAUUUUACGUAAAAGUAUGGUGGUGGGGAAAAUGCCCCGGCCCCCCACCGCCCCAGGAAAAUAAUUGAUAUGCAAGCAAUUAAACCUUUCUCUCGCAAAUUGCACGUCAGGAUGAUCCGAUUCAAAGCUACUUUCUUCCUCGUAUAACUUUUAUAUAAAAAGUGAAAUAUUUAAAGCAAAUUGAAACAGCGUGGCUUGUGUGUCGCUGUAUCACUUUCCGGUAAAAUUAUAAACAGAAUUCAAUAUCUUUAUAGGCUACAGCCGCCACCGCAAAAUAUUGACCCAAGUUUUAAUAUAAAAUCGUAAUUGCUAGAAACUAUGCCAUUUACACAUUAUUACCAUAGGCAGCCCACUAAACGACUGAAUUUAAGUUAAAACUGCAGUGAAAUUAUAAAAUUUAACGAAAAUAAUCACAAAUUAAUAGCGAAACAUAUUGCGAAAUGUAGCUUACAUUAAAUCGCCACUCGAUUGCAAUUCACUGCAGUUUUAAUUUAAAUUCAGUCGUUCAGUGCGCUGCCCACGUUAUUAGAAGCAAAUUUCGAGCGUUUAUAUAGAAGUAUGAUUCAUGCCUGUUAAAAGAUAGCUGAUUAGAAAUCCCGGGAGGGGGGGUGGGGGGUGGGUGAAAAUUCCCCCAAAAGAAUUCGUGCAAAGAAAAAUGCCUCGAAAAAAAAUUCGUGCAGCCAUUACGUCAGAGAAAAAAAAUUCGUGCAAGCAAACAGCAAAGUACAAAUAGUCUCGAAAAAAAAUUCUUGCAGAGGUUAAAUGCAUUAAAAAAAAUCCUGCAGAGACAGGAGACUGAAAAAAAAUUCGUGCCGCAAACAAUUUAUCCCCCCCCUCCCGGGAUUUCUAAUGGUUCGCCCCUUAUUAACCCUUGCCCAACUUAAACAUUUGAAAGAAGAUUUCAAACAUUAUCUUGAGAAGUCUGUGUCAGUGUAGAUAGUGCCAAUAAUAAGAAAGCGUAGGAUUAAUAGGGAUACAACUACCUGGAAAAUACAAGGAGAACUUCGACGUAAAGCCCUGGGCAAAUUAGGAAACAUUCUUGUGGAAACAUUUGUGAUUCUCGAUGUUUCCUCAAAUGUUUCCCUGUUUGCCCACCCCUGGAAACAUUGUUGCGUAAACAAAAUUUGCUUCCCGAGAAGCAAAAAUGUUUCCUAGCGAAUUCAGAAACAUUUGAUGUUUCCUAUGUUUCUCACUAUAAUGUUUCCUAGUGUUUGUCCACUCUGGGAAACAUGGCGAAACAUUUGUAGGAAACAAUGUUUCCGCAACAAUGUUUCCUAGUUUGCCCUGGGCUUAAGUCCGAGUGAGUUGUCAGUGAGCUCUAUGUGUAUCUGGAGCAAGACCUUCAGUCAUUUGGCCUAUGAGAAAAGUGAAGUGAAGGAGCAUCUGUUCCAGUCCCUUUCCAUUGUUUUUGUCUGCGCGGUUAACAUGAAGCUGGUUUCACUUUUUGCACUCGAGUUCUCGCUCCAUAGAUAUAUAUAUAUAGAGGGUGUCCACCCUUUGGUGAAGGUGAAAUUCAAGAACUUUUCCAGGAUUUUCAAGGCCCUUUUUCAGUAAAUUCAAGGACUUACAACUGGGAAAAAUCUUUGAAAAUGGCACGGAUUUGCCGUAAAUAAUCAACUUUAUUCAGUAAUUUUGAUCAAAGUCACUAAUGUUGGCACAGCUGGAGGUUACGGAAAUUAAUUCCAGGACUUUCAAGGACUUCUACUGAUUUUCAAGGACUUUCCAGUCCUGGAAUUUUUUUCCAAUUCAAGGACUUUCCAGGAUUUUCAAGGCCCGUGGACACCCUGUAUAUAUAUAUGGAGCUCACCUCGGUGCUCACUGGUAGUUGUAUCCGUAUUAAUCCGAAGCUUUAUUCUUUCUCGCGCUAGCUUCCGCACAAUUAGAGGAAUACAGUCAGAGGUAUGAUCAAGAUGAAGAAAUGGCACAAUGUGUUCCCGAGUUCGUCGUUUACACUCCAGUUGAAACGAAACCCAAGGUCACAGAAGUAAAACACAGGCCACGAAUGAAGUUUACUCCUAAACGCAAAAGUCCAGAAAAAGCACCAAGACGAAAGAUUAAGCCAUCAAAAAACUCUGCGUCCGUUACACCACACAGCCCACGUAUUAAUGGUGAAUCUGUAAGUAAUCGUUUGUAGGAAGGUGUCGUCAACGCAUUUCGUGUCGACUAGAUGUCCAGUAAGAGCUAUUCUAUAUAUGCUACUACUGGAAGAAACCGCGUUCACCAAAUCAGGGAUGGAUCAACUGGACUCUGUAUCUAGAUGGCAACCAUAGAAAAUCUGUUGUGUUUGGUGACUCAAAUUGGAAUCUCAGGCAUUGUACGUACACAUAUAUAAUUCUGGAAUCUUUUAUAUACAGGAAGAUGAAUUUCCCAAGGCAAAGAAAGAAGGAACAUGGAUUCAAUGUUCAAAGAUCGACUGCUUAAAAUGGAGAAAACUGCCGAACGAUAUUGAACCAAGUUUGAUGCCGGAUCGUUGGGUCUGUGCUAUGAACAAAGGUAAACUCCACGAUUACAACAGCGCCUUUUGCGGAAAGAGUGAUUUCAGUUUGAUUCUAUCAAACACCACAACUUUCUACAGGGAAAAUAAGGACAAAUUAUUUAGGGAGUGAUUCUUACUGAACUUCUAAGGAGAAUAGUUUUAAAAGAACUGAUAGAGUUAUCCAUGGCCUUUAGAUUGGCGAGCAGAAUUUGAUUGCGGCAGAAAAUUUCUAAAUCCCCAAGCAACCCAGAUGACCUACGAGAUGCCUGCGGAGGAUGCUAGUCCAGCAUAAAUACAGUUAGUUUAGUUUUAAAGUUGUCUUUCUGUAGUAGCACUGGACCAAUAAGAGAUGAUCCUUACUUGUCCCCAGGGAAGAACAGUCACAGCUGAAGAAGCUAUCAUGUAUAAAUAGAUAGACUUUAGUUUUAUUUUGCUAUGUUAUGUUUUAGAUUUGACGCGGACAGAGUGUACAGCAUCGCAAGAAACAUGUGAUAGUCAAUUAGAUUUUGAUGUAGUCUAUACACCAUUUGUAGCUGGCUCGUUGGUUUGGGCUAAAGUGCCGGGAUAUCCAUGGUAUGUUCUUACCAUUAAUAUGCCAAGUACAACUCUUGUGAUAAAUUUUGAAAGUUUUAUAAAAUUGUAUAAGUACAACUCCACGGGAUAAAUUUUCAUUCUUUGUUAUAAAGGUGGCCAGGAAUGGUUGAAGAUGACCCCGACUACAAAUGUUGUUAUGAAACUGAUGAGAGUAAUGUUAAUGCAGUAUGUAUAGUUGCCACAGCAACUCACUCAUAGUACACUAGGAAAAGGGCUCGACAGCCUUAUACGUAGCAUCCUUAAGAAAACGAGUGCACCUCACACGAUCUCACAUUUAUUUCCAGAUAAGUUAUCAUGUUUCGUUCAUUUUUGACAAAGACGUUUCACGAUCCUGGGUCAGCUAUCUUGGUAUACGAAACUUUGACGGGACAGAAAACCCAAACGAGGUAUAGUACAGAAACAGAAAAAGCUUGGGAUUGGUCAAUAAUUAUUCAAAGAUCGAUUAGCGUUAUGUCUCCUGUUUAUAUGAAAUUAAAACGUCAGAAAAUGAAUUUUCGACCAAAAUGAAUUUUCGGCAAUACUGUUCCUUUUAGACUGGUCCAAAACAGAAGAAGUGUGCAAAACCUUUGGCAAGAGCGUUGAUACAGGCCAGGAACGCGAUAGAUUUGUCCUUAGCAGAAAGAAUAAAAAAAUACAGUUUCAACGUGUUGUAUAAAGGCCAGAUUGGCUCUGAAAUGGGUAAGUGUUUGUGAACUAGGAAAAUGACAAACUUGCAGACUAUCAACAUACUUAUAUAAAAUGUUAUUAUUGGAGUUACGCUUUGGCAUAGGUUUAGGAAUGGUUUUGGAUAAGAAAUCUUUGUAUUGAAACUGUGUUAAAAUGGGGAUUUUUCCAAUACUUUCAUCUUUCUUAGAUGAGAAACCUCGCAAGACAAAGAAACGAAAACAACCGAAGACAAGUCCAGAGCAGAGUAAUCCAAAGAAAACGAAAGCUAUCAAACCUGACAAGAAAAUCAAACGCCCGAGCCUCACAGAUAGUGAGAAAAGCAGUGAAAAUUCACAAAGUAUUGUUAAAAAGAAAGUUAAGAAAACGAAAAGAGUUUUAGCAUCCAGCGAUGAAGAAGAGAGCGGAAAAGAGAUGGCUACUGAUGGUAUGUUUUUAGAAAAUAUUUUUCUUAUUUACCACAACAAUAUCGGCGGAGUAAAGCGCGCAUCGAGCAUAUUCAUUGUCAUGUAGCUAAUCGUCGAAAGGGAGUUAGACUAUGCUUAGAUAACUAGCUUAAUAAUUUUGAAGUUGUUACCAGUAGCUCCCAUGAGUUAUUAAAUAUUUAAUUCACUCCCUGUACAUGAUUUUUGGUACUAUCAGUUUCUUUCUAUCCUUAUUAAAGAUUUUUCCUGUACUUUGCUUAGCUCCAACAAUCAACAACGACACCAGUAUAACCCGCGCUGAAAAUUCAGACGGCAAGGAAGACUCGGUAGCUAAGACAGAAGAAAUACAACGUAGUCUUGAAAUACAACCGGAAGCAGAGGAAGGUAAUAGUCAAAGCGCAAUAACCAAAGACGAAGUGUCCCCACAAAAUAGCCUGAUUGACAAGGCUAGCAGCGGAGACAAUGAGGAAAGCCAAAAGGGCAAAGUGAAAAGUACAAAGAAAAAUAGACCAGCCAAAACAAAGAAUGAAGGUAAUAACUAUGGUACGGUGUUGAUGGCAAAGUGGUACAAUAGUGAAUGGGUCUUUUGCCUUUACGACCUAGCUUUGAUACCUGUAAUUUACUGUUGUAAUGAUGGUAGUUUCUCAUUCAUGUGCUUUCAAUCGCACUAACACUGACCCAAAUAAGGGAUUCCUCUUGCAGGACCUCAAGAGAGAACGGUUUAGAACUGAUAGAACUAUUCGGUAGAGAUAAGUUAGUAACACUGGACCAAUAAGAGAUGUUCCUUACUGAAAUUUAUGGUCGUAUAACAGGACAUGUUGAAUUUUUAGUCCCCAAGAAGAAGAAGAAGCGUAAGAGUAUCACAUCUGAGGAGGAAGAAAAACCAACUCAACCAAAAAGUCCUAGCAAAAGCACAAGUCCAGAUCAUUUGAAAGUCAAAAAGAAAAAACUUAAGAAAUCAGAAGAUAAACCAACCAACAAAUCUGAGGGUAGGAAGUCAAAGAAGAAAUCGAAGUUUGUAAAUCCAGGUGAAGCUAAGUCAGCAAGUGUUUUAAAUGCAAGUAAUGCCAGCGAUGAAUGUGAUGCUAAAGAUACAAGUACUCUCAGGGAAAGGAUUUUGGAGGCGCUUUCCAGAGAUACAAGCACUGAAAGUAGCAUGGGUGGAUUUGCUAACGAUACAAGUAAUGACAGUAGUGGACUUGUUAAUGAUACAAGUAAUGACAGUAGUAUGGAUGACCUAACCAAAGAUACUAGUGAAGAAAUCAGUCAUACUGAGGAACCCAAUACAACCUCAGAUGAAUCUCCAGUUAAAGAAACAGCGAAAAGAAAUUAUUCCAAGGAAUCUGGCGAGAACAAGAAACCUAAGCCAAAGAAAAAGAAGCCAGCCAAAACAACCAAUGAUAGUAGUGCAACCAAAGAUUCAACCGAGAUCUCUGCAGUGAAGCCAAAGAAAUUUGAAUUGACAUUCGCUAAGAAAAGCAAAUCCACAAAUGAAAAAAAAGUCAAGAAAGUUAAGAAGAUAAGUACUCCCAAGACAUCUGGUAAAAAAAAUGGAGGAGCAAAUGAGGAAGAAUUUGGUAAGUACAUUACUCAUAGAGGAUAGGUCUGUUCUGCUUGGAGAUCUAGUAAUAGCCAUACCUUGUUGGUCCAGUGGUUCUACACGAGGAAACCGGAGUACCUGGGAAAAACCUGUGGUAUUUGGAAGAACUCUUCUCUCAUGUAACUGAAGUGAAAUUAUAUUCAACUAACUGCAUAUUGCAGAAAUCAAACCCCUGCAUUGGCACAGAUGUGAAAGGCAAAUAUGUAGAUUCGAUUCAUUUUUUCAUUUCACUGUAUUCAAAUUUCCAAUACAGCAUCAUCAUCAGAGAUAGCUCUUGAAGGCAGCAGUAUAAAGCCUAAUAAUACAAAGACAACCAAACCUCCAGGUGAUGGGCAGAAGGCCAAGACAACAAGCAAAGUCAAAAAAUUGAAACAAACAUUUGGUAAAUUUAAAGCUCCAUUGAAAGCCAGUUCUAAAGUCACACCUGCAGCAAAAGUCCCGAGAUUGAAAGCAAGCAAAGAUGCGAAAUCAAGGGAGGAAGCAAAGAAGACCCUGGAAGAGGUUUUAGACAUUCCUUCAUCAGAUGAUCCCCGCAAAAAUCCUGAAAACUACGUUAACAUCGGUAUGUGAAAACGAGGAAUUAAUUGCACUAAUACUGUUAGCAAUGCACAGACGUAAUCUUUGCCAGAUGGUCUGGGGUUUUGGUUGAGGUUGGAUUGCGUUAAACUGCGGUUUGGUAGCGGUUAGGAUGUGGUUUGGUAUGCCUAGUAUGCUUAGGUUCGGUUGCAGUUAGACUGUGGUUCUAUUGCCGUAUAUUAACCACGUUAGGUUAUUUCGGUAAUGUACCGACAAGAGCAAUCUCUGUCGUCAACUCUAUUAAGAUAGAUGUAUUUUAUUUUAGAUUCGUUGGAAAAAGACAUCAGUAACCUUUAUCAAGAGCUUUCUGAGAACGCAGCAGCAUCUACUGGUGCUGCUGAGGAUGUUGACGAUGUGACUGAAGCUAGUGAUUGUGUCACUAUGGAGUUCUUGGAUGAAGAAAUUUCUGGAAAUAUAGGAAAUUCUGAGAAAAUCCCUGCGAGACGACUGACCGAUUCACCUGAAUUUUGA
Paramuricea clavata is the source of this 7741-nucleotide messenger RNA. The record is from the annotation of a GenBank genome assembly. NCBI's taxonomy places the organism in Eukaryota, Metazoa, Cnidaria, Anthozoa, Malacalcyonacea, Plexauridae.